Molecule: messenger RNA, 6011 nt
Organism: Pantherophis guttatus
Lineage: Eukaryota; Metazoa; Chordata; Lepidosauria; Squamata; Colubridae
Gene: ADAMTSL4
Product: ADAMTS like 4
Biological process (GO): extracellular matrix organization; proteolysis
Cellular component (GO): extracellular matrix
Molecular function (GO): metalloendopeptidase activity
Source: RefSeq, a predicted model, not a curated record
GGAGGGAAGCGCUGCAGCGCGGCCAGCCCGGGAGAACGUCGGCUCCGGCGGGAAGGACCUUCUCCCCUCCGGGCACCUGAGAUGGCAGACAUCGGCUGAUCCGCUUGGCCGCUGCUGCUCGCCCCCCGCCACGAAGCCCAAGCACAGGAGAGCGUGGAUGUCCUGCCAGCUCUUGUCCGGCCUCGGAGGGCUUCCCUGGACGAGCGAGAAGCACGACCCGCAGCCGCCCAGAGCUUCCAGAUCCCUUGGACCGCAGCUGCAGAGGCCGGGCCAGCUUUAUUGCUCUUGUAGGAGAUUGAAAGGUGGUUCCUGAAAGGGGGGGUCCCCUCCCCACCCCUAGAAGAGAUGGGCGGGCUGGGCAAACCUUAACGCAAGGAGGCGGCCUCCCCCUUUCCACGCCAAGGCACAGCCAGAGAGGCGAUGGGAGCAGCGGACCAAAGCCGCAUUGGGAGGUUUUGCUUGGCUGGCUUCUUGCUGACGUUCUCUCUGGUGGCGCUAAGCCUGGCCUCCAAGAAGGUUGCCCCAAGGACUCCUCGGCAGACUUCCGGGGAAGAGGCGGUGGGAAGCAGGGCACCCGGCGUUUGGGGCAGCUGGGGAUCGUGGUCCUCUUGCUCGCAGCCCUGCGGCCUGGGGGUCUUGGAACGGACCCGGAGCUGCCAGUCCCCUUAUCAGCGGGACCCCUGGGCUGGGAGGACGGAUGGGGCCCCACGACCAGCAGUCCCGCAGCAGCAGAGGCCCCGCUUUGGGGAACGGACGCCUCGCCCGUCCGGACGCUGGCCGACUUCCCCUCUGCGCUCGGACAGGAACUCUUGGUCAGCCUCGUCCGUCUACGGGGGAAACCCUCACGGCUCCACCAACCGCCAUGUCCGUCAGGAGGCCGGGGCAGCUGCGGACGGAGCCCUGCCCGCCUCCCACUCUGAACCUCCGAGGGACUCCAACCCCUUCUUCGAGGCCACGCGAUCUUGGGGAACCCCCCUUGGCCGUGAAGGAUUCCCCAGCCAGCCCAGGCCUCAAAGGCCGUCUACAGCGGGGGGCUCCAGGACCCCUGCCCAGAGAGUAAUCCCAUUGUAUAAGCCGGCGAGACAGGGGGGCCGUGAGGGGGGCUCGAACCAGGAAGAGGAGCCUCUAAGAAGCUGGCCUGACGGCAGUCCACUCACCUGGCCAGCGUCUCCGAUACCGGACUCCCAGGCAGCCUGGAUGUCCCGAGUUCGAGAGACCAUCAAGCCUGGCAAAUAUGGUUAUGGCAGGGUGCCCUUCGCCUUGCCUCUCCACAAAGAGCCGGCCGAAGAGGGCACCCCCCGUUUUAAACGGCACCACGGAGAGAAGACCGGGGAGAUCCUGCCCUCCGCCGCACCCUCAUCUCUCCUUCCUGCAGCCAAAAAGGAGCAGCCCAAAUCAGCCCCCACCUCGGACGAAAAGCCUUGGACCCCAGGCAGCAUUCAGCCUGGAGCAUUCAGCCUGGAGGGCCUGGCAGGAGCCGCCUUCCCCGAGGACCCCAGGACAGCCGUGGGGCUGAACAGCAGACCUUCUGGGGAAGGGGACUCAGCAGCCCCCAGCAGCCCUCCCCAGCAGGGCCCCCCCUCUGUCCCUGCAGAGGAGCCCCUAGGCAACAUCCCCGGGGCGCCCCCAAGACCCCAAGAAGACUCUGCCUCCGCCUCUCAUGCCAGUGGGAGCAGCGUGGCAGAGGAGGGGGCUUCGGCUCCUGCCGGGGGCUCCUCUUCUCAAAGACCCUCUCCCCCUGGCAACCCCCCACCAAACCCUCAAAAAGACCUGCGCCAGGCCCCCCAAGUCCCCAGGAGCCAAGACCAAGGACCCGGAAGAGGGCCCAACCCACGGGCCACACCGGGGCGCCCCCCCCGACAACCCCCCCGACUCAGCCUGGACCCCCACCUUCCCCCCAGCCGGGCCCGUUCUCGGAACCAGAGGCAGCACCAACCUCGGAGGGGUGGCCGUGGCCCCCAACCCUCACACCACCUCUUUCUGGACCAGCCUGGGCUUCGUGGCCCCACCGAGCCCGACAUCUGGCUGCUCCAUCGAGGCAGCCCCGUCCCCUUGCACGCUGGGGGGCAGAGACCCCAGGCGGAGCCCCCCCAGUGGAACCUCUACGCCCCCGGCACCGAGACCUUCCACUGCGAGGGCGAGAGCAGGCAGUUCAGAGCCUGCAGGCAACAGCCGUGUCCUCUGGACCGUCCGGACCCCCGAGCUGUCCAGUGCGCUGCUUACAACAACCAGGAGUUCAUGGGCCGCUUUUACCAGUGGGAGCCCUUCACGGACGUGUGGGGCUCCCAGCGCUGUGAGCUGAACUGCCGUCCCCUCGGCUACCGUUUUUACGUCCGUCACACGGAGAAAGUGCAGGACGGCACUCCCUGCGAGGCUUCGUCCCAGGACAUCUGUGUGGCCGGGCAGUGCCUCACCCCUGGCUGUGACGGGAUCCUGGGAUCGAAUCGCACCCUGGACAAGUGUGGUGUGUGCGGAGGAGACCAGACCGCCUGCAAACUGGUGUUGGGCAACUACAGCGAGACCAACGUCCCCAUCGGCUACCACCGCAUCCUGCAGAUCCCAGCGGGAGCCACCCAGAUCCAAGUCCGGGAAAUGUCUCGUAGCCCCAACUAUCUGGCCCUCCGUACCCAGAACGGCAAAUCGAUCAUCAACGGAAACUGGGCGGUGAAUCCUCCCGGGCGCUACGAGGCAGCCGGCACCGUCUUCGUCUACAGUGACCGGGAGGAGGGGGAGCUCCUGACGGCUGACGGACCCACCACCAAGCCCGUAGAAUUGUAUAUGAUCUUCCAACAAGACAACCCCGGCGUGUCGUACCAGUUCUUGCUGGCUCAGCCGGAGGAUUCCCACCGCAACGCCCGGCGGCCUCAGGAGGGGUUUGGCGCUUCGGCUGCGGUGGAGCCUCCAGCUGCUAGGCCACGCCAGUUGCUUUCGGCCCCCAGACGGAGCCCUGUUUCAGCCCAGCUGCCCCCUCCCUCUGGCUCGUGGGGCAGCCCCCGUCAGGCUCCUCCCCCUCCUGCCCCAGCCAGCCAAUCACGGAGGAGCCUGGAGACUCUGCAGCGCAGCGCCCGGGUCCCACCCCUGCCGCCUCCCCCACCCCCUGUCCGGCACCCCUCUGAACCCGGCCAGGACUUUGCCUGGAGGCGGUUCGGCAACACGGAGUGCUCCGCCUCCUGCGGGAAAGGUUUCUGGCAGUCCGUCUACCGCUGCGUCUCUCGCGCUUCCCAGGAGGAAGUCGGGGAAGAAAAAUGCUACCAGAUCCCCAAACCGCUUGUGCAGGAAGAGAUCUGCAAUACGGAACCCUGCCCGGCCUUCUGGGAUGCCGGUGCGUGGUCAGCCUGCAGCACGUCCUGUGGGCCCGGAACCCAGCACCGCCAGGUCCUUUGCCGGCAGAUCUACGCCAACCGCACCACCAUGGUGCACCCUCAGCGCUGCGGCCACCUGGAGAAGCCGGACGCCACCCAGGAUUGCCAAGUGCACUUCUGCAGCCACUGGCAGGUCCAGUCCAACUGGAGCUCGUGCUCGGUCCUUUGUGGCACAGGCCACCGUACCCGCCACGUGCGUUGUGUCAGUAACCACGGAGAGCUCUUGAGGGAGACCGACUGUCCGGACAACCACCGGCCCCAGAGCAGCGAGCCUUGCAACAUGGGCCCUUGUGUGCGGAGCUGGUUUUACAGCGACUGGAGCAACACAUGCUCAGCUGACUGUGGUGCCGGCAUCCAGCGCCGUUCGGUUGUCUGUCUCUCCAGCAACGCUGAUGGGCAGGCGGACGAAGACUGCGCCACUCCGAAGCCAGCCGAUAUGAGGGCUUGUGACGGAGGGCCGUGCCAACGGGUGACUCGGUGGUACAAGGGCCCGUGGAGCUCGUGCUCGGUCGAGUGUGGCCAUGGGACCCAGAGACGGGACAUCAUCUGUGUCAGCAAACAGGGGGUGCAGUUCAGUGUGACCGAGGCCGCAGAGUGCGCCCACUUGGAGAAGCCCCCUGCUCUCCAGCCGUGCGUCGGGACGGACUGCGAGGCCCGCUGGUUUUCCACUGCCUGGAGCACAUGCUCCAGGUCCUGCAUGGGGGGCGUCCAGGCGAGAGAAGUCCAAUGUCUGACGCAGAAUAAAACCUUGAGCGCCGGCUGCCCCCUCCACCUCAAACCGGCCACCAAGCGCCCUUGCAACAGCCAGCCCUGCCUUCCCUCGCUUGAUGUGAGCUGCCGGGACAAGUACCCCAACUGUGCGGUGAUUGUGCAAGCUCGGCUGUGCGUGUAUUCCUUCUACAAAGCUGCCUGUUGCAUUUCCUGCUCACACGACUUGGAAAGGCGGCACGUGGAGGGCCCCAGCCGGUAGCAUCGGUGGAUUCAGGCCAAGGGGGUCUGCCUCCUGCCCCCUUGCUCGAACGGGGGACAGGACGGAGAAGGGGGAGGCUGGGAAGGGAGCCCCGAGCCUGGGAAAGUGUUGGUUCGCCCCAGGAGGAGAACUCGAACCCCGGACCACGGCUGACCCCCCCCCAGCAUGUCUCCCAUAAGGAAGCCAGUCUUUUGGGGGGCAUAACUUCAGCCCCACAGCAGCAGCCAAGUUUUUGCACUGGUUCCUCUCCAGCCGCAGGGAAGAGUGCAGAGCAAUGGAGCACAGAUUGGCUCAUGGGCCUUGGAAAUCCCCCGUGGCUGUGGCCCCUGAAGCUUCAGAGGAUUGGAGGCUUCGGGAACCCCUCUCCAACCCUUCCUUCUCCCUGGAAGGCCCAUGCCACGAGAGCUCCCCUGGCAUGGGCUCUCUCCCACAGGGGCACCCCGUGAGGCCAACACCGGAGGUCUGUUAUGUUUUUCCUCCUGGAACACACCAAAGUUCUUUUAAACAAAGAUUCAGGAAAAACACACUGAGAAGGGAUCCGAUCGAGGGUCCAUCUCAGGAACCGUUUCCUGAAUUUGCAAAAUUUAGUCUCUGGGAAGAAACAUCUGCAGCUCCAGAUGCAGAAACUCUCGGCAGGUUUCGCCGCAGCCUCCCCUUCCCACAACAGGAUAAAAAGACAGGGUGGGAGAAAGUGGGUGGGUGGGUUUUGAAAUGAUUCAGAGUGCCUUUUUCAUGCUGCCUUGGAGGGGGGGAAAGUGCUUUUUGGGUUUCUAAACCAGGGGUUUCCAAACUUGGUCACUUUUAAGACUUCUGGACUUCAACUCCCAGAAUUCAGCAUGGCUGGCUAGGGGAUUCUGGGAGUUGAAGUCUGCAAGUCUUAAAGUGGCCCAGUUUGGAGAAACCCCCUCCCCACAAACCAGAAAGGACAUAAACAAAUGACAGUGUUUAUCAAAGGAAAAGUUACACAGAGGAUAUGUUGUGUUAUGUUUGCGUCAUCCAUGAUGGAUAUUCCCCUCCCUUCCUUUUCUGUGUCUUUUUAGAAUGGAAACAGCCCUUUUCCUGCAGUGCAGCUAAAUCCAGCAAGUCCUUAAAUUUAGAAUAGAAUAAAAUAACUGAGUUGGAAGGGAUCUCAGAGGUCUUCUAGUCCAACCCCCUGCUUAGGCAGGAAACCCUACAUCACUUCAAACAAAUGGUUGUCCAAUCGCUUCUUAAAAACCUCCAAUAUUGGAGCAUUCACAAUUUCUGGAGGCAAGCAGUUCCGCUGGCUAAUUGUUCUAAUUGUUAAUAAAUUGUUCUAAACUGAAGUCAAGAAGUUAAAACUCCCUUUUCAGUCUGAUAUGCUACAAUAUAAAAAAUGCAGCAGCUGGACUGAAAAUCUGGUUAUCCUCACCCUGAAAAUGAGACGCUAGAGGGGGGGGGAUUUUUUGUACCUUCUUGGACCUAUAGUGGUCCCCCCUCCCCUUUGUGGCUUUUAAAACCUAAGUAGUAAGAUCAUAGCAAUGGUCCCUACAGAGUUCAGAUUAUAUAUAUAUAUAUAAAUAUAUAUAUUUUAUAUGGAGAGAAAUGUCUAUGAUAAAGCUGAAUGUAUGCCUAUUAGUUUUGUCCACCUGUUCGUCCCCUUCAUUUUUUCCCCCUGUCCAAAUCUAAUUUAUUUUUUAUUAAAGAUUAUUUGAUUUUAA